ACAGGUUCCUUAGCAACAUUGGAAACAUUGCCCGUGCAGGACCAAGACAACCGCACAAAAGCUGGUUGUGUCAAGUUUCUUCGUCGCAGCCAAUCGUAGCCAUCCGUGACCUGUGUCUCCAGCAUGUCGACCGCUGCUACACUGCCCGGUCCGGUCAGCCGGUCAAACACGGAGGAGAUUUCUGUCAGCAAUUACUGUCAGGUUCCCUUCAGUGCUCAUAGUGCCCGCACUUUGAUCAAAAGUAGCCCACGCUUCGGAACCAUGAGUCACCAUUCGUUCUUCUCCAGGCACAACCCGCACCCUAAUCGGGUCACACAUAUCCAAGGGCUUAACGGGAAUCUGGUGUGCACGGUGAGAGAUGACUGGGGUGUCACCACGUCAUUGUUCCCUCAUCCACUCAUCAAAAGCCAAACUGGUUUCAGGGCCUGCCCUCUGCCGCUGGGUCCCCUAAGUCCAUACGGGAGUUUUAGUCAUCAGAAAAAAACAGGACUUUUGCCGGAGGCCUGGAGGGAGGAGCUUAAAGAACUGGCUGUGAAGGUCAAUCUGGCCUCUAGAGCAAAGAACACAUUGAAGCCACCGAUGGACGAACCGGCCCGCAGAAAGACCCAGUACUCGGCUCGGACCGGGAGGAUAAUCCCUCCCUCCGCCCAGGCCUACCAGCGCAGGACCUCCACCCAGAGACAGGCUCACCAUGCUCAGCCGCUCUACCACCAAGAGCUGCUGGUGCUGGAGGUGCUGAGUCAGAUCCUGCAGACGGACUCCUUAUCUCAGGUCCAGAGGUGGCUUCUGCUGGCGGGCCAGAGAGAGAAGGACCUAGUGAUGGGCAUGAUCCAGCAGGCCAUGGUAGACCUCAAAGCCUUGGGCCACCAUGGGGACAUUGAACACUUCGAGCCGCUACAUCCCUGCUCCACCACACUGUCUACACAGGGUUCUUUAUCAGACCAGGCCCACAGGAAGCAACAGGGAUCAAGCUUGAGCCAUGCCAAGCGUUCCUCCACUGAGGACCGACCAGAGAGGAUUGGAGAAGCAGAGGUCCUUGAGAUCCACCAUGAAGAGGAAUAACAGUAUAGUAUGUUUACAUCGAAAUGUUGUGUUCUGAAUAUAUAUAUUUUAUAUAAGAACAUAUAAGUUUGUUUUUCUUACAUUUCUCAAAGAGGGAGUAAAAGUAACUAUUCUUUCUAUGGAAUAAUGUAACAAGGCUAUUAUGGCCUGUGCUAUGUCACAACAUAAAUGCAGUGUAUGACAAAGAAAGCAAUACAAUUGCGACAUAAGGAUGAAACCAGCUCAAUGCUCUUGAAUGCAAUCUACACACAUGUAUUGUGUAUGACAUAAAAUACUGUAUAAUAAAAUAAUGUAACAUGA
Molecule: messenger RNA, 1362 nt
Organism: Gadus macrocephalus (Pacific cod)
Lineage: Eukaryota; Metazoa; Chordata; Actinopteri; Gadiformes; Gadidae
Gene: tbata
Product: thymus, brain and testes associated
Exons: 9
Coding region: 124-1062 (312 amino acids)
Source: RefSeq, a predicted model, not a curated record